AUGGAUCCGAUCUUGCUCGAUGAGAAGGGCUGUAAGAUUCAGGCAGGGAUUAAGGCUCCAUUAAUCCCUAUGUUUAUCUCACAGCUUCAUGAGGAUGAAGUUGUUAUUCUCUCCAGAUUUGGUGUUGGAGAAAACACCGAUGCUUACAAAGUUAUUAACCAUGGUUACAAGAUUAACUUUUACCGAUGUACGGUUGUUACACGUGCGAAUGGUUGGCAAGGUGUUGAUUACGUAUUUAAUUUCAUCGCACAUUCACAUAUUCUUAAUGGAGAUGGAAAGGAUCUGCUCACGUGCGAUGUUGCUGGAAUUGUUGUCUCAUGUGGAGAUAUGGAAAUCUUUCCUAAUGAAAGAAAAAAGAUGAAUUUGGAUCUUCAAGAUGGGAGAGGUAUCCGUUGUACUUUGUGGAAUAUGUAUGCACAAGAAUUUAAUGAUUUUUUGUCUCAAAACUCUCCGAAUGAGACUGUGAUGGCUUCAUUUGUAAUGAAUUGUUGGAUAUGUAUAUUGUUUCUUGCGGGUCAAUAUACUGUUCAGAGUGAUAAGUUUGGAAGUCGUCUAUUUCUCAACCAAGAAAUUGAUGAGAUUAAUGAACUUCGCAAGAGUCUUUUAGUGAAACAAUUUGAAGCUGGUGCUUCUUCUUCUCAAACCAUUCUUUCAUCUCAGAGUGUGUUUCCAGUCCGUCAAGAAUUUCUAAUUGAGACUCCUAAGAGACAUGUUGAUGAAAUUAUUGAGAUUGAUAGUGGAAUGUCAUGUGUGGUAGUUGCAACGAUCAAAAUUGUUCAACAAAACUAUGGAUGGUUUUAUCCGGCAUGUCGAGACUGUAACAAGAAGGUGUUGACCAAAAUUGAGUACUUACAAUAUGCUAAAACCAUUUCUGAUAAGGUCAUGAAUCUGUCACCUGCUUCAUUGGUUUGUCCGAAAUGCGAUAAAGAAUGCACAUCGAUAACCAUAAAGUUCAAAGUACAUCUGAGAGUGCAAGAUGAAACUGGCAGCGUUUCUUUUGUGAUGUUUGAUAAAGAUGUAAUGAAGCUUAUUGGUUCAACUGCGAAUGAUAUAAGGGAACGCCAAGUGAAGCUUGAUGAUACUGAAACUUUUCCCCAUGAAAUAUCACAGUUGGUUGAAAAGAAGUUGGCGUUUAAAAUUAAAGUUUCUGAUUACAACCGUAACCAUGACUACCACGUCUACACUAUCCAAAAAGUAUGUGAUGAUCCGGACAUAAUUGCUGAAUUGGUUGGUGGUAAUGGAAAUGCUCUUGAGGUUGCUGAUGAGGUGUUUAGUCAAGAAGGUUCAGAAAUUAAAGCUGUUCAAUUAUCUGAAUCCUCACAGAUGGCCGGUGCUGAUAUUUCAAAGGAUGUUAUAUCUGUUAUGGCCGACUCUUCCGUUGUCGAAGCUGAGAAGGAUUCGGCCACCAGUCCUAAUGGUAAACGUUCGUUGCAGGAUGUGGAAGGUCAAAAUGUUGGGGAACUCUCUUCUAACAACAAAAGGAGCCGGAGGAAGCCAUCUAGGCUUAACACUUAG
Messenger RNA from Helianthus annuus (common sunflower), 1515 nucleotides. Its product is annotated as replication protein A 70 kDa DNA-binding subunit B-like. The transcript has 10 exons. Lineage: Eukaryota; Viridiplantae; Streptophyta; Magnoliopsida; Asterales; Asteraceae. The record is from RefSeq and is a predicted model, not a curated record. The coding region runs from base 1 to 1515 and encodes 504 amino acids.